AUGUCACUGUCAUCUAUUCAAAAGGAGGAGACCGGUGGUAACUACGAGCCCGUCCACAGGCUCACUGAACAAGUCGAGACCAAGACACACGAGGAGACGAGGAUGUCUUGCUUAACACUCUUCCGCUUCGAAACUACGAUUUCCGAGUGGAAGGAGCGUGGGACAGGUGACGUCCGACUUUUGCAGCACAAGGUGACCAAGAAGGUCCGUGUGCUCAUGCGCCGCGACAAGACUUUGAAGAUUUGCGCCAAUCAUUGUAUCGCUCUAGUCACUACCGACAUGAAGCUCCAGCCUAAUGUUGGCUCUGACCGUUCCUGGGUGUGGAAAGUUGCUGCUGAUAUUUCGGACGGUGAACCGACUGCCGAGACCCUUGCUAUUCGUUUUGCGAACAAGGAUAUCGCGGACGAGUACAAGAAGGCAUUCGAGGAUGCUCAGGCAGCUAUCGCCAAUCUCACGUCUGCUGACCCAGAUGAGCCACCAGCUGCUGCUCCCGAGCCAGAGGCCGAUGCUCCCGAUGCUCCAGCUGCUGGUGAAGACCCGCUACGGUUCCCGAGCCCGUACCGUAGCUCCGGCUACUGGGGAGGCAGAAGAGCAGGCCCCCGCGAGCACCGAGCCGGAGACGGCCGAACAGGCAAAGGUUGGGAAUCUGCUGAGGCUGAGACUGAGAGCAAAGAAGAAGAGAAGGCGCCAGUUGCGGAGGAAAGAAAGAUUAACUCUUUGCUAGAUAAUUUUUUUAGUCCGAUUCUCAAUGAAACGUAUGCCGCCUCGAAUGUGCUGAUUGUUGGGGUCAAGGGCUUGGGUGUCGAAAUCGCCAAGAACAUCGUCCUGGCCGGUGUCAAGUCUGUUACUCUCUUCGACCCCGAACCAGUUCAAGUCCAAGAUCUCGGUACACAGGUUAGACGUUUCAAAGAUCUCAUAGCGCGCCGCUUAACUCAUACCAUCAUCAUCAAUAUCCCUUGGCAGUUCUUCUUGCGCGAGUCGGAUGUGGAUCUUGGCGGUAGUCCCGGACAGGAGAUUACUGUGGACUUGAUCAAGGGAUUCCAGGCGGUCAUUUUGACAGAUGUUCCGCUUAGCAAGCAGCUGGAAAUUAACGACUGGACGCAUGAGAACGGUGUCCACUUUAUUUCUGCGGAGACUAGGGGGUUGUUUGGGUUUUCCGCAUUCAAUGACUUUGGACCCAAGUUUACAUGUAUUGAUGCUACCGGAGAACAGCCCUUGACCGGGAUGGUUGUUGAAAUCAGCAAGGACAAGGAUGGUAUUGUUACCUGUCUGGAUGAGACCCGACACGGUCUAGAAGACGGCAACUUUGUUACUUUCUCUGAAGUCAAGGGUCUUGAGGAACUUAAUGAUUGCGAGCCUCUCAAAGUCACCGUCAAGGGGCCUUAUACCUUUUCGAUUGGUCAAAAUGCCCAAGAUAUCGAAUUCAAAUCACUACGAGAGUCAUUGAAAUCGCCCGAAUUCUUCAUCACUGACUUUGCCAAGUUUGAUCGCCCUGCGACUCUUCACGCUGGUUUCCAAGCUCUCUCUGCCUUCAAGGAAAAACAUGGUCACCUUCCCAAGCCUAGGAAUCCAGCAGAUGCCGAGGCCGUGCUUGCACUAGCCAAGGAGAUUGCAGGAUCUGACGCGGAAGACCUGAACACCAAAGUCAUCCAGGAGCUUGCUUAUCAGGCGACCGGGGAUAUUCGCCGGUUAACGCCGUGA
This is a messenger RNA of Rhizoctonia solani, 1701 nucleotides long. RefSeq names its product Ran-specific GTPase-activating protein 1. The transcript is spliced from 13 exons. Gene Ontology annotation, cellular component: cytoplasm; nuclear pore. Gene Ontology annotation, biological process: nucleocytoplasmic transport; protein modification process. The record is from RefSeq and is a predicted model, not a curated record. The coding region runs from base 1 to 1701 and encodes 566 amino acids. NCBI's taxonomy places the organism in Eukaryota, Fungi, Basidiomycota, Agaricomycetes, Cantharellales, Ceratobasidiaceae. Gene Ontology annotation, molecular function: GTPase activator activity; ubiquitin-like modifier activating enzyme activity.